GAACCGAUUGGUUGGAAACGUAAGAGGGCGUUUGACGCAGAAGGCUUAAACGUAAGCAUUAUCGUUCUGUAUUUGUUUUUAUCUUUGCAUUCAUAGAUACAUAUGUAUGGUUUAAACAUUAAACAUCGUUUAAACAUUGUUAUUAAUUUAUAUCUGGAUAGUCUGAGUGAGCAUUGAUUUUUCUUGUGCGUCCUAUCUCAACUUAAACUAGCUUGUUAGCUGCUAACAAAGAGACGCGGACGUUAUCAACACAUCGCUAAGUAGAGAUCAAAUGUGAGAGUAAAGUGUUGUGGUUGUGUGAAAAUGUGCGAAAGAACGAUGGCAAAGUUUGAGGAGGAACUUUGUCCAACAAAAGAGGAGAAGGAGCGACAUCAAGUUUUCAAGAAACAUCAAGUUGUGUUACACAGAACAGCUGCAGUCGACUUCCCUGAGACACUGCACGUCAAGACACCCGUGGACGUACACCUCCGACUAUCAGACGUGUGUGAAGAAAAUUUUCUUCUGAUGUAAAAAAAAAGUGGAGCUUUAGGAUGCAGCAGGAGGAACCACAGCCCUCUUCUUUUAAAGAGGACGAGGAGGACCCAUUGAACCCCCGCUUUAAAGACGAAGAAGAGGAACACGGCAUCAGUCAGCUUAAAUGUUUGGAGGAGUUCCCAGUGACUGGUGUCCCUGUGAAGAGUGAAGGUGAUGAGGUCAAAGGUGAAAGUGAGGAGAGGGGAGGGGGGGAGCCUCCAAGCAGCAGCUCAACACAACACAUGACAACAGAAGCUGAUGGAGACCACUGUGGAGGAUCACAAGCAGACAAGCUCUUAGCUCCACUAUCAGAUAGUGAGGACACAACCUCACACUCUCCUGACACUGAUGAUGAAGACUCUAAAGAUGAUAAGACAUGUCACACUGACAACACUCACUUCACAUGUUCUCACUGUGACAAAACCUUUAAAUACCAUAGUCAUCUGAAAAGACACAUGAUAACACACACUGGAGAAAAAACUUUUUCCUGCUCGGAAUGUGGUAAAUGUUUUUCACGAAAAAAUGGGUUAAACGAACACAUGCUAAUACACUCCGGAGAAAAACCUUUUUCCUGUUCAUUCUGUAGUAAAGGUUUUGCACAAAGUCACAAUUUGAAAGUGCACAUGAGAACGCACACUGGUGAAAAACCUUUUAUCUGUUCAAUCUGUGGUAAAGGUUUUGUACUUAGUCAAAAUUUGAAAGUACACAUGAGAAGACACACCGGAGAAAAACCUUUUUCUUGCUCAACUUGCGGUAAAGGUUUUACACACAGUCAAAAUUUGAAGGUACAUAUGAGAACACACACCGGAGAAAAACCUUUUCUAUGUUCAAUCUGUGGUAAAGAGUUUGUACAAAGUUCAUGUAUGGAAAAACACAGAAGAACACACACUGGAGAAAAAUAUUUUAAAUGUUUAAUCUGUAGUAAAGGUUUUGUUCAAAGUAACAAUUUGAAAAGGCACAUGAGAACUCACACUGGUGAAAAACCUUAUGUCUGCUCAAUUUGUGCUAAGGGUUUUAUAGAAAGUCGGUGUUUGAAAGUACACAUGAGAACGCACACCGGCAAAAAACCUUUUGUCUGUUCAAUCUGUGGUAAAGGUUUUGCACAAAGUUCAUGUAUGGAAAAACACAGAAAAAUACACACUGGAGAAAAACCUUUCAUCUGUUCAAUCUGUAGUAAAGGUUUUGUUCUAAGCAACACAUUGAAAGUGCACAUGAGAACGCACACUGGGGAAAAACCUUGUUCCUGUUCAAUCUGUGGUAAAAGUUUUACAGACAAUCAGUGUUUGAAAAGACACACUAGAACACACCGGUGAAAAAUCACAAUCCUGUUCAAUUUGCAACAGAAGCUUUUGUGACCAAUAAACCCUUGCAGCGCACAUGAGAACACACACGUGAGAAAGUGUUGAGUUGCAGUGUGUGUGGGGUGAAAGAUUGUCUUCUAAGUACCAGUGUAAGAAACACAAGUGUGCUGGUGAGAACAGCAGCAGCAAAUGAAACUGCAGGAUUUGAAAUAAACUGUCAAGACUUUAAUGUUGACUUUCUAACAACAUCAGCACAUAUAACAUGUGUGACAUUGUUGUUUGUGCAACAAUCUUCUACAUUUACAGAUUAGAUAUUUUAUGUUAGUGCUUUUUUCAGUCAAGUAUAUGCAUUAAUAUGCAACAUUGUGUAUUUUUUAUUUCGACAAACUAUUACAAGAAGAACAAUUGUACUAAAAAGGUCAGUAAAUCCAAAACAGUACAAAACAUAUGUUACGUUUAAUUAAAUCAUACAAGAUCAUUUACUUUUAAAAUGUGUGACUUUAUGAAUCAUUUGUUGGGUCUCCAUAAUACAUUCUAUUAUCUUUUUUUACUGUCCUUUGUAAUAUGAAUAUUGUGUUGAGAGGUGUUGUUCUAUCUGUAUGUCCCAAGACCUUUAUGCAAUAUAUAGAUGAGAAAAGAUGGCAGAAGGUUAUGAAGGUUGUUUUGUUUAUAUGCAUCUACAUUUGUUAAUAAUAAUAAAAAAUACUCAUGACAACUA
Molecule: messenger RNA, 2532 nt
Organism: Nerophis ophidion (straightnose pipefish)
Lineage: Eukaryota; Metazoa; Chordata; Actinopteri; Syngnathiformes; Syngnathidae
Product: oocyte zinc finger protein XlCOF6.1-like
Exons: 3
Coding region: 531-1826 (431 amino acids)
Biological process (GO): regulation of transcription by RNA polymerase II
Cellular component (GO): PcG protein complex; transcription regulator complex
Molecular function (GO): RNA polymerase II cis-regulatory region sequence-specific DNA binding; DNA-binding transcription factor activity, RNA polymerase II-specific
Source: RefSeq, a predicted model, not a curated record